UGCGCCGGUUCAUCCUUGACGGUCGUUCGGCGUGGCGUGGGAGAUAAAUUUUGGGAGGCGGGCGCCUUCUUAUCGUAGCUCUUGGUGCGGGUUAUCUGCCCAGGCGCGACGCACUCAAUCCCGCUCGAGACACGGCCUCCAGCGGCCGACUGACCGACCGCUUCUCGCAGACAUGCCGUUCGCACUGACGAAGAUGGGGCUGACAGUGCUGCUGCUGAUGCUCGCAGUGUCGCUUGACAAGGUGACGUGCAGCUCAACAAUCAUUAAGGUGCCACCAAUAAAGCCCGGCGAGGUGAACCAGACCAUUGUAGUGAACGUCCCACCGACGGUAGACGUGACGCGCACCGUGCAGCAGGGCAACGACACUUCGGCUCGGCUGGUCCUGCAGCCACAGCCGUCCCCGACGGGCGACUGCCUGCUGUCCGACUGCGACGAGAACGACGUGGGCUGCGACGGGCUGCCGCCGUGCGGGCCCUUCUGCCCCCAGGAGGCGUGCUCGCGCGUCAACUGCACCCAGUGUUGGCAGGCGGGCUUCGGCGGGCCCUGCUGCUGGUCGUGCUGUUCCCAGUACAUGCCCUACACAUUCCCCCAACAGCCCCUGACGACUCCCCAACAAUGGCAGCUGCGGCCGUUCUUCCCGUACCCACUGCCCGAGGCUAUACCUCUGGCACCGGCACAGCCCAUGCCUUUCCCACAGCUACGUCCCAUGCCCAUUCCACAGCAACAAGCAAUCCCCAUUCCACAGCAGCAAGCCAUUCCGAUUCCACAGCCACAACCUUACCCACUUGCACAGCCACAACGUAUCCCCAUUUCUCAGCCACAACCCAUCCCCAUUCCACAACCGCAGCCCAUCCCCGUGUCUCAGUCCCAGUCCAUUCCCAUUUCGCAGCCCUGGUCAGUCCCUUUCCCCAUCUCGGCGUCCCAGCCUUACGCCGUUCCCCAACCGAUCCCAUAUCCCCAACUCCAACCUCAGGUACAGUCCCAACCGCAGGAGGUAAUGUACGACAUUCCACAGCAGUGCCGUCCGAUACCGUGGUGGCCGUUCCUGCAGUGUCCCCAACCUCCCAGCUGCGGACCGUGGUACAACCCUGGCUGUACCCCACAACAACCUACCUGGCCAAAUCUGUGUUACACUGCACAUCCCUGCUAAAGGCUAGACAACGCUUACACAUAUGCAUGUCCCUUUCUGUGAUUCAUUUUUUUCUUCACAGUUUGUAACAAAACCAUACUGACAAACUACGAGGGAAUUUCUUUUAUACUACUUAUUUUGGCCUCAGGUCACGUAGUUUGUAGCAGUGUUUCAGCUUGCUACCAAGUCACCACCUUUCAAAGCAGAUCACUUGAUGACGAAUUAAUAGUGAGUCAACACUCGUAAAGAUACCAUCUGUAUGACCAGAGGCAGCAAAUCUAUUAUUAAUAUUAUUAUUUCUAUAAGAUAGUCACUCUGUUUGACUAAGGCAGUAUAUCUACUCUGCAUACAUUUUAGUGGUUGUACAACCUGUUACGGAAAAAUUUGACGACAGGAACUCCCAUCCGAAAAACAUGCGGCUAAGCAACGUUCAGGCAGCAAACUCGAAUUUUUACGCUGAUAGACAGCAAGCGGAAUUUAUUGCUCUGUGCCUGACACCACGUACUACAUUACGUGGAGAGGAACGAGUCCAAGCCUGACACAAAAGCCUACAAAUGCACAUUCCCAACGAAAGGGGUUGCACUGGCCCCUACAGCUUCCAAGCUCCAUUGCAUCAACAGAUAAUAUUUCUAGACAUGGGUUCACAUCCUCAUUUUAUUCCUCAGCAUACACUCUACAAAUCUAGGAACUUCUUCACUUGUUUGUUACACAUUGCAUAUUUGCUCUAUUCUAUAUAGAAAGUUGUUAAGUAGCAAUUUCAUUUCCAUUUUUUCUGCAACGUGUUAAUUUUGAUGUCAACAGCGUUAAGGGAGCCUUGAUCCAUAAACCAUUCAAAGACGUAGGGGUCAAAAUAAGGUUAUAAGUUUCAGCUUUAUCUGUACUGACGUAUAUAACAAUGUUCUCACGAAUAAUAUGGUAUGUAAACAAUAAAAUGUGUGUGUUUUUAACAGAAA
This is a messenger RNA of Schistocerca americana (American grasshopper), 2082 nucleotides long. Its product is annotated as tyrosine-protein phosphatase non-receptor type 23-like. The record is from RefSeq and is a predicted model, not a curated record. The transcript is spliced from 2 exons. Lineage: Eukaryota; Metazoa; Arthropoda; Insecta; Orthoptera; Acrididae. The coding region runs from base 173 to 1150 and encodes 325 amino acids.